Messenger RNA from Suillus discolor, 1252 nucleotides. RefSeq lists its product as uncharacterized. The coding region runs from base 1 to 903 and encodes 300 amino acids. Gene Ontology annotation, biological process: shikimate metabolic process; chorismate biosynthetic process. NCBI's taxonomy places the organism in Eukaryota, Fungi, Basidiomycota, Agaricomycetes, Boletales, Suillaceae. Gene Ontology annotation, molecular function: shikimate 3-dehydrogenase (NADP+) activity. The record is from RefSeq and is a predicted model, not a curated record. The transcript is spliced from 5 exons.
AUGUUUGAGAUUCUUCGGAGCACCACGUCAGCCAUGCGUUUAAGAAUAGUAAGAUCUGUACAUGGUCUCGUUCUACGGAAAAUGGCGGGGAGCACUAAGACAGAAUCAUCUGGGAGCAAGUGUCUGGGAAGCGUUUCUGCUGCAUCAUUCUUGAAGUUGUCCUCUGGCCUACAUAUUUAUUCUGAGUUUCUCGAGACAGCUAAUGUCGGUGAAAAAAUCAAAGCCACCUUGGCUGCUCCUGACUUUGGAGGCGCCUCCGUUACCAUUCCCUUCAAACUCGACGUCAUACCCCUGCUUGACAAGCUUUCGCCAGCCGCUGAAGCUAUCGGAGCUAUGAACACCAUUAUACCGGCCACCGAAGGAGAAAACCGCAUGCUCCAUGGUGGCAACACCGACUGGCUCGGCAUUCGUGAAUCCAUCCGCUCUCGUGCGCCAUCUAUCGGUGCAUCCGCUGCCGCCCUCGUUGUCGGCGCAGGAGGAACUGCUAGAGCCGCCAUCUUUGCGCUUCAGUCCUUGGGAGCUCAACGCAUCUACCUGUUCAGCCGAAGCCUGAUCGAGACCCUUGAUGUAUGGCCUGCUGAGGGGCCUGCACCAACUGUCAUCGUAUCCACCGUCCCAGCAAGUGCGACAACUACCGACAGCACUAACCCAGGUGCCGUACUCCUUCCGUUGGCGUUGUUUGACGCGACCGUGAACGGCGCGGUCGUGGACAUGGCAUACAAACCUGCAGAGACACAUCUUCUCACGCUCGCGAAGAGUGCAGCUCCCAAUUGGGCAAGGGUUGUGGGGGUUGAGGUGCUCCUGGAGCAAGGUUAUGCGCAAUUCGAAACUUGGAUGGGACGCAGAUGCCCGAAGCAUGUCGUGUCGAAGAGUGUGGUGGAGAAAUAUUUUGCAGCUGCCUAGGUGGAUUUGUGUCUGUAUCUGGUUGUUAAAAGGUUGUUGAUUAGCUUGGUAUCAAUACAUGUAUGUUGUACGAUCUAAAUGGCUAUCGAUGCAAUUUGUUUCAAAGUUCCGAAUUCUCUACUACACAGGAGGGAGGGCAUUUAUCUUCGACCAAUCCGGGAUAGAACAGUCCUGCACCGUCCCUUCCCCCUUUCCUCCCGUUUUAUUCUCUGUUGAGCCUCUGAUAUCAUCAACUCCAAAACGACUGUCCUCUUUCUUUGUGUUCUGGCUAGGGGAGACUAGAUCAACUCACCACAUUCUCCUCUAUCAGCAUGUUUUGUAGACACUCACUUCUUUUUGCUACGCUGUU